Messenger RNA from Pectinophora gossypiella (pink bollworm), 620 nucleotides. RefSeq names its product coiled-coil domain-containing protein 86. The record is from RefSeq and is a predicted model, not a curated record. The transcript is spliced from 2 exons. NCBI's taxonomy places the organism in Eukaryota, Metazoa, Arthropoda, Insecta, Lepidoptera, Gelechiidae. Gene Ontology annotation, cellular component: nucleolus. Bases 106 to 603 code for a protein of 165 amino acids.
AUACUAAGCAAAACGUCAACUUCAAGUUUGCUUCAAGUCAACAAACACGCGUGUAUUUUUGUCUCACAAUAGAUUUAUUUAAAAAAAUAGUAAUAGUAGUUCAAAAUGACUGCAGAGACAAAUAAUAAAGUUCUUUCCAUCCUCAAAAAUAUCAAGAAAUGCCAAGAAAAUUGUGUAGACAGUACAUCAGCUGAUCAAGAUGAGGUUAUGUCUGAAGACAAACAGCCUGCUGAGAAGAAAAAGCCACAGGCAUUGCGGGGCCUACCCAAAUCUGGCAGAUUUUGGAAAUCAGAAAAAGAAAAGUUCUCGACUAUAAAUAAAACGAAAGGACUGAAACAAGACUUCCAAAAGAAAACUGCACUGCGGCUAGAACUGAAACGCACAAAGGAAAUCUCUAAGCAGUUACAGGAAGAGUUAAAACAGAAGGAACUAGAACGCAAAGAGAGAAGAAGACAGAAUAUUAAGAGAACAGAAGAGAAUAAGAAGAAAUCGGAAGUUGUUCAGGUUAUAACAAAUACUGCCAAGCUGAAGAGGAUGAGGAAGAAGCAACUUCGGUUUAUUCAAAAACGGGAUACCAAUAAAGAAGUUGAAGCUAGUAAAUAAAUAUAAGUUGACUUAAA